CCCUGCUCCAUGCUCGCCGGGGCUUCCGGGGCUGGAGCGCGCCUGAGAGCCUCCGCGCCGGGCAUGGGGAGCCGCUUCCCGGGCGGCUGCGGCACGGAGGAGGAUGCUCCGGGCAAGCCGAGAGCUCUGCACGAGUGAAUGACAGGCCCAGCUCGUGGUGCCGUUUCUGAAGGGAGGAGCCUUUCUCUGGAGAGGGUCCUCAAUGAGCCUGGCCGCGGCCCGGGAGCUGUGUGAAGCGGACUAAGGGUUAAGUAGGAUGUCAGCUGAGACAGAACUUCAAGUAGCUGUGAAGACCAGCGCCAAGAAAGACUCCAGGAAGAAAGGUCAGGAUCGCAGCGAAGCCACUUUAAUAAAAAGGUUCAAAGGUGAAGGGGUCCGGUACAAAGCCAAGCUGAUCGGGAUUGAAGAAGUUUCUGCGGCUCGGGGAGACAAGUUAUGUCAAGAUUCCAUGAUGAAACUCAAGGGUGUUGUUGCUGGCGCUCGUUCCAAAGGAGAACACAAACAGAAAAUCUUUUUAACCAUCUCCUUUGGAGGAAUCAAAAUCUUUGAUGAAAAGACAGGGGCCCUUCAGCAUCAUCAUGCCGUUCACGAAAUCUCCUACAUUGCAAAGGACAUCACAGAUCACCGGGCCUUUGGAUAUGUUUGUGGGAAAGAAGGGAAUCACAGAUUUGUGGCCAUAAAAACAGCCCAGGCGGCUGAACCUGUUAUUCUGGACUUGAGAGAUCUCUUUCAACUCAUCUAUGAAUUGAAGCAAAGAGAAGAACUGGAGAAAAAGGCACAAAAGGAUAAGCAGUGUGAACAAGCUGUGUACCAGGUUCCCACCAGCCAAAAGAAGGAAGGUGUUUAUGAUGUGCCAAAAAGCCAACCUGUAAGUAACAGCGAGCCAUUCGAGGACUUUGAGGAGCGGUUUGCAGUGGCCAUGCCGAACAGAAGCCUGCCCAUGGACUUGGAUGAGAUGCUUGAGGCAGCAAAGGCUGUGACCCAACUAGAACUUUUUGGGGACAUGUCCACCCCUCCUGAUAUAACCUCUCCCCCGACUCCCGCAACUCCAGGUGAUGCCUUUAUCCCACCUUCCUCCCAAACGCUUCCGGCAAGCGCAGACGUGUUUGGUUCUGUACCUUUUGGCACUGCUGCUGUACCCUCAGGUUAUGUUGCCAUGGGCGCCGUCCUCCCGUCCUUCUGGGGCCAGCAGCCCCUCGUGCAGCAGCAGCUCGCCAUGGGUGCCCAACCGCCAGUCGCUCAGGUGAUGCCGGGGCCUCAGCCCAUCGCAUGGGGCCAGCCGGGGCUCUUUCCUGCCACCCAGCAACCCUGGCAGACUGUGGCCGGGCAAUUUCCUCCAGCCGCCUUCAUGCCCACACAAACUGUUAUGCCUUUGCCAGCUGCCAUGUUCCAAGGUCCCCUCACUGCCCUUGCCACCGUCCCAGGCACGAGUGACUCUGCCAGGGCAAGUCCACAGACCGACACGUCCAGGCAGAAAAUGGGGAAAGAAAUGUUUAAAGAUUUCCAGAUGGCCCAGCCUCCACCCGUGCCCUCCCGCAAACCCGACCAGCCCUCCCUCACCUGUACCUCAGAGGCCUUCUCCACGUACUUCAACAAAGUCGGGGUGGCACAGGAUACGGACGACUGUGAUGAUUUUGACAUCUCCCAGUUGAAUUUGACCCCUGUGACUUCUACCACACCAUCGACCAACUCACCUCCAACCCCUGCCCCUAGGCAGAGCUCUCCGUCCAAAUCCUCCGCAUCCCAUGCCAGUGAUCCGACCGCAGAUGACCUUUUCGAAGAGGGCUUUGAAAGUCCCAGCAAAAGUGAAGAACAAGAACCUCCUGAUGGAUCACAGGCCUCCUCCACCAGUGAUCCAUUUGGGGAGCCCAGUGGUGAGCCCAGUGGUGAUAACAUAAGUCCACAGGCCGGUAGCUAGAUAGUGCGGGUCUGGGAGCCGGAGCCUCUCUAUGCACAGAUCAACAGACCUAAGAAAUAGCGUCGAUGCAGGCUGAUGGUGGGUGUAUGGAGACUGGCAUGGAACAUGCAUCACAACAGGCUCUCUCGUAUUCUUCCACUUCCUCUCAUUCCACAAGGAAAUUCACAAUUGCCCAACGGAUCUCAUUUCGAAGAAGGAACAGCAUUUUUGGCAACCAGUGGCAGAUACAUAUGGCAGCACAAAGAA
Molecule: messenger RNA, 2164 nt
Organism: Octodon degus (degu)
Lineage: Eukaryota; Metazoa; Chordata; Mammalia; Rodentia; Octodontidae
Gene: Dab1
Product: DAB1, reelin adaptor protein
Exons: 15
Coding region: 257-1918 (553 amino acids)
Biological process (GO): lateral motor column neuron migration; ventral spinal cord development
Source: RefSeq, a predicted model, not a curated record